AGUGAAUUCUGCUGAGCGAUUGUCAGUCUUAGUUUAGUGGUCACAUCACAUUUAAUCUGCAGUUAGCAGCAACAGCAGCGCGAGACGCAAAGCCGAUAAAAGCACGACUUAAAAUACAUACACGGGGAAAAUCUCUCUAGCAAAAAUGUUCAAAUUGCUCAUCGUCUCCGCCCUGGCCGCCGUAGCGCUCGCCCAGAACCCUGACGCAGAGGCCCAGAUCGUGGCCUCCGACAGCGUGGUCAACCCAGACGGUUCGUACGCGUGGAACUACGAAACCAGCAACGGAAUCAAGGCCCAGGAGGAAGGCGUCGGUGGACAGUCGGCCCAGGGUAGCGCCUCGUGGACGGACCGUGACGGAACGCCCAUCCAGCUUACAUAUGUCGCCGACGUGAACGGAUUCCAGCCCCAGGGUGCCCAUCUGCCUCGUGAAGGACCCGCCCCAGCUCAUGUUCUGAAGACGCUCGAGUUCAUCCGUGCCAACCCACCGAAGGAUGAUCCCAACUUCAACAUCCAGGCCCUGGAAACCGAAAUCGCCAGACUGCAGGCCCUCCAGUAAGCUAAUCCUCGACCUAACAACGCAGCGGCCGCACAGCACCACACAAACACACGAACACACACACAAGCGCAAAUUCACACAUUCCAAGAGUGGGAGAUCCUAGAGCCGAUUGGAACUCGCAGCGACCUGUGCACAUACUCAAAACCAUUCUAUCGAACGACACGGCAACUCCGAGAAGCGCUAAACACUGAGUGAAAUUUUCCGAAUUUUGAAGAUGUAAAUUUGUUGUAAAUAUUACCCUUCUCUUCCUAGUUUGUAAUAUUCUGUGUGGACUACACAAAGCAGAAUUAGGAACUUAAAAGCUUAUUUUUUAUAUUUCUUGUAGAUUUUCGCAUUUUUCCGAUAUAUGCAUUUAAUGCUGUACAUGUGAAAGAAAACCUAUGUGCCCAUAUAUAUAUUUUUUAUUAUUUACGUUUUUUAACGAAGGAGAAAGAGAUUAAUAACAAACAAAAAAUGUCGGACGUGGAACGUCAAGUCAAAACAUAUCAAAUGAAACAGUAGUGAUUGAAUCAAGUCGAGAGGUGAGACAGCAUACAACAUCGAACUUUUGAAUGAAGCCUGAGAGAAUGAGAGACAGAGAGGAAGGGGGGAACAGGCGAUACGAAGAUAUAAAACCAUUCAUUUCUUUACCUUUAAAAUUACAAGGCAAACAGAAACUCAGCUAAAGAUAGGGGAAAAUGAAAGAAGAUACUAUCUAAAUGACAUAACUUGUUCAUACAAUAAAGGAUAAUAUUUUAAAUACUCUA
Molecule: messenger RNA, 1302 nt
Organism: Toxorhynchites rutilus septentrionalis
Lineage: Eukaryota; Metazoa; Arthropoda; Insecta; Diptera; Culicidae
Product: pupal cuticle protein Edg-78E-like
Exons: 2
Coding region: 146-556 (136 amino acids)
Cellular component (GO): chitin-based extracellular matrix
Molecular function (GO): structural constituent of chitin-based larval cuticle
Source: RefSeq, a predicted model, not a curated record